AUGCGUAGCAGAAGCAACUCAGGAGUUCGUUUGGACUAUUACCAACGAAUUGUCCAUAAAAUAAUCAUGAAUCACCAGAAUCCGGUGACAGGACUCUUUCCUGCCAGUCCCAACAAUGACCAUGCUUGGAUACGUGACAAUAUUUAUUGUAUUCUCGCCGUGUGGGGCCUGUCGAUGGCAUACAAAAAGAUAGCCGAUGCCGACGAGGACAGAGCCAAGACUUACGAACUUGAACAGAGCUGCGUCAAGCUGAUGAGAGGUCUGCUGAUGGCGAUGAUGCAGCAGAAGGAUAAAGUAGAAAAGUUCAAGUCUACUCAAAAUCCACACGAUGCCUUGCACGCAAAGUACAGUUCUGUCAAUUGCCAAACUGUAGUUGGGGAUACCGAAUGGGGACAUCUUCAAAUUGAUGCAAUUUCCCUGUACCUUCUAAUUCUGGCUCAGAUGACAGCUUCUGGUUUGCAAAUCAUUUUCAAUUUAGAUGAGGUGGCCUUCAUUCAGAAUUUGGUAUUUUACAUCGAGUCUGCUUACUGUACUCCAGACUAUGGGAUUUGGGAACGGGGGGAUAAGACUAAUCACGGCUUGCCGGAGUUAAACGCUAGCAGUAUCGGAAUGGCCAAGGCCGCGAUGGAAGCAAUGAACGAAUUGGAUCUGUUCGGUGCUAGGGGCGGGCCUACGUCGGUCAUUCAUGUUCUGGGCGACGAGGCGCAGAAGUGUCAAGCAGUGCUGCAAUCCAUGCUGCCUAGGGAAUCGAAUUCUAAGGAGUUGGACAGCGGCUUGUUGUCGAUCAUCAGUUUCCCCGCAUUCGCAGUGGACGAGCCUAAUUUCAUCCAUUUGACUAGGGAUGCUAUUAUCAGGAAAUUACAAGGUCGAUAUGGUUGUAAGAGGUUCUUGAGGGACGGGUACAGAACGCCCAAGGAAGACUUGAACAGACUCUACUACGAGCCCUGGGAACUCCGUAUGUUCGAGAACAUCGAGUGCGAAUGGCCGUUAUUCUUCUGUUACUUAAUAUUGGACUACUGUUUCCAAGGUAACAAGGAAGCAGCCGCGGUAUAUACGAAGCAACUGGAAGAGGUGAUGAUCAAAACCGAGGACGGUAUGAAAUUGGUGCCCGAGUUGUAUUCCGUCGCUUCCGAGGACGUGUCGGCGGAGUACGCCGAGCCCGGCAGCCAAAACCGAAUAGCCUUGGGCAGGUGUCCGUUUAUGUGGGCGCAGUCUCUCUACAUUCUCGGGAAAUUGUUACAGGAGGGAUUCCUGGCUGCCGGUGAGUUAGACCCGUUGAACAGGCGAUUGUGCAGCGAGAAAAAGCCGGACGUGGUGGUGCAGGUGGUCAUUUUAGCGGAAGAUACCGAAAUCAGGGAGAAAAUGGCGCAGCACGAUAUACACGUGCAAACGAUCGCGGAGGUCGCGCCGAUAGAAGUGCAGCCCGCGAAAGUUCUCAGUAAUCUCUAUACGUACUUGGGGCGCAAUAAGAAACUGGGCUUGUCCGGUCGUAAGUCGAGAGACGUGGGCAUUCUCAGCACUAGUAAAUUGUAUUCUUUACAUGACAAGAUAUUUGCGUUUACGCCGCAGUUGACAGACAUGACCCGCUUCUACAUCGCAUCGGACUAUGAGCUCAUGAUUGAUAUAUUCAAAGGCGAAAUUAAUUUCUUGAAGUCUAGUUGGCAGAACAUGUUGGGCCGGCCUCUCGUGGUCAUGCCCGUGAAGAACAUUCACCUAGAUCAAGGUAAGAUACCGUUAGCUAUGAUAACCACCAUGAAGAAGCUCAAGAGCGGCUAUAUUAAUGGCACCAGAGUGUCAUUGGGAAAUUUGAACGAUUUCUUGAAUACUUCGUGUAUCACGAAUCUCAGCUUCCUGGGAAGUUCCGAAGACGGUCGUCCUGACAAGCUAAAUCCUCAGGUUCAUCAAUACUUGGAGGAGCAUCUGAUGCGUGCGUUCCCUCAUCGUACAGGACUUCUCAACAAGCAAGGACCUACCCGUACGGGAAAGAACGUGCGGCGUAGGAUGUCUGUGAAAGGCGCGAUAAAGAAAACUCGAUCUAUAGCUGUCGAGCCAGAGAUUCUUGGAAUGGCAGGGGAAGACCGUAGGGCAUCAUUCGCUUUAAUCGCAAAUCCGUUUAUUGAAGUGACGGACACCACGUUGUCUCCCAGCGCUACCCAGCCGGUGAUGAUAGACCGCACACCAUCGCCGACAGAGGAGAUGCUGCCGUGGAAAAACUCCCCCAAAGUGCACAAUAGACAUAGAACAGUGUCUGAAACUCAGUACGCCGAGACAGAGGUGGAAGAAUUGCUGUCCAUGCUGCGUGAAACGGAAAGCCUCGAGGAACAAGGAGAUAUUCUGCAGUAUCUCGUGGAUUCGAAAGGGUUGUACUUCAACACCGGUGUACUCGAGGAAGGACAUCCCGUUCUGGUGAAGGACUUGCUGAAGAGUCUCUACGAGAAGGCCUGCCAGCAGAAAAUGUGGGGUAUCGUGCGACACAGCGCCGGUAUGUUGGGUAAACGGGUGGAGGACCUGGCGAAGGCCGUUACCGAUCUGCUGGUGCGCCAGAAGCAGGUGACCGUCGGCAUGCCGCCGACCAACGAGCACACGAUAGUCGCGCCUUUGCCGGAGAAUGAGCUGCGAGCUCUGAUCCAUCAGGCUUAUGGCGACGACGAAUCGACUGCUAUGUUGACGCAGGAGUUGCUUGUCUACCUGGCGAUGUUCAUCAGAACGGAGCCGCAACUAUUUCACGAGAUGCUGAGGCUGCGAGUCGGCCUGAUCAUCCAAGUCAUGGCGACGGAAUUGUCGCGCACGUUGAUCUGCACCGGCGAGGAGGCCUCCGAACACCUAUUGAAUCUGUCUCCGUUCGAAAUGAAGAAUUUGCUGCAUCACAUCAUGAGCGGAAAGGAAUUCGCCAUCAGCAGUGUUGGUCGUGGUAACUUCUCUGUCAUCAGCUGCAAAUCGAGCAAACUCAGCAAGAAAUCUCAGAUCGGCGGCUUCUUGAGCGCCGAUCAGACCGACGGUGCCGAAGCGGAAGCCGAUCGGCAAGGCCAGUGGUUGCGAAGACGACGACUGGACGGCGCGUUGAACAGAGUACCGAGAGAUUUCUACCCGCGUGUGUGGCAAGUACUCGAAAGGUGUCAAGGUUUGGCGAUCGAGGGAAGGGUGUUGCCUCAGAAUCUCACGCAGGAAAUGACGUCGGGUGAGCUGAAAUUCGCGUUAGCCGUCGAAACAGUUCUGAAUACUAUACCGCAGCCGGAGUAUCGUCAGCUCGUUGUCGAAGCGCUGAUGGUGUUAACGUUGGUCACCGAACACAACAUCGUGGCGUCUUUAGGCGGUCUGAUUGCAGUGGAACAUUUAGUGCAUAAGGCGAAUGCCAUUUUCUUGGAGGAUCAGAUGAUCGUCGACGGUGACGCGACGUUGUGUUGCGCGAAACCAAAAGAACAACGCGAAACGACAGCGAUGGGAACGCUAUUGUGCGGCGGAGCGGCGUACGUUUGCCAACACUUUUAUGAUAGCGCGCCCAGCGGUAGUUACGGAACGAUGACGUACAUUACGAGGGCCGUUGCCUCGAUGCUGCCCUGUCUGCCAAAGGAUGCCGACUUGGAGUGCUCCAUAUCGUAGUAAUUUUUGCGACGAACGAUUUUCUCGCAGUUAUAGUUAGGACAUAAAGAUUUGGGCGUUAUAGUAAUGUACAUUAUAUGUAGCGAUGAAAUUUGUUACGUUUGCGUUGCGAAAUCUCGGUUCUUCGGUGUGAAAUAAUCUUGUGAUUUCGCAACCAAACACUUGAAUUCCAAUUGAGAAGGAUAAAUCGAAUAAAUUCCAAUUGUAAAUUAUAAA
Messenger RNA from Dinoponera quadriceps, 3816 nucleotides. Its product is annotated as probable phosphorylase b kinase regulatory subunit alpha. The coding region runs from base 1 to 3600 and encodes 1199 amino acids. The transcript has 14 exons. Gene Ontology annotation, cellular component: phosphorylase kinase complex. Lineage: Eukaryota; Metazoa; Arthropoda; Insecta; Hymenoptera; Formicidae. Gene Ontology annotation, biological process: glycogen metabolic process. Gene Ontology annotation, molecular function: calmodulin binding. The record is from RefSeq and is a predicted model, not a curated record.